AUGAACAUUUCGGGAACACAGUACGAUCUUCUUCUUGCAUGGUAUAACCGUACCUCAGAGGAGGAAAUUAUGAUGCCUUUGAUUGAUUCUGUGAGAUGGGCCACGCCGUUGGAGAAUGAAAACAAUGUCGCAUCGUCGUCGAAAGGAAAUCGACAAAAACCAUCGUUACAUUCGUCCAAAAAUGAAGAUGAAAUUGAAGCCGCGAAUAUUGCUAUUUGCGGACGGAGAACGCGAUCUAAUAUAACUUUCGAAGAAAUUGCAGGGUCGUCACAAUCGACUUCAUUGGAUUUUCCUGUAUGUGAUGCAUACAAAGAAGAAAUACAUGUUCAAAAUGAAAACGAAACGCGAUCGUCAAUCCCUUCCUCCCUCCCGAUAUUAGCGCCUACCGCCGUGUAUAAAAUCCCAAAGAUAUUCUAUGGAGAUUUUAAUGAAGAAUGGGCAGCUUCAGCCAAUAUCACGAUGGACGAUGGACAAGUUUCGGAAGUUCUUCCUUCAUCGAACGCCGCCGACAUCUCUACAAGGGACAACGAAUCAUGUACAACGUACAUUCCAUCAUAUUCCUUUGCGACUGACUUUCAGUAUUCGUCGACAACUAAUCAUUUCAACGAUUAUACUGGAACGGGAUACGAAAAUCAAUCGAUUUGCGGCCAAAAUCCUACCACUUAUCCUCCAUUCGCUGAAAAUGAUGUAGUGUAUGGUUUGGAUGAUCAAUUAGAAGGCGAAUUUAUUGAUCCUUUUGGAUUCGCCGUGCCUCCGAUCACAACACAUUUCGAUCCGCUUUCUUCAUCAUUAACUGGACAAUGCGACGAUUUAUGGUCAGAUUAUGGAGACGCAAUAAAUAAUUCCACUGACUUUUCAUGCAUAGACAAAUCAUUUGAGUAUUGA
Messenger RNA from Lentinula edodes (shiitake mushroom), 885 nucleotides. RefSeq lists its product as uncharacterized. Lineage: Eukaryota; Fungi; Basidiomycota; Agaricomycetes; Agaricales; Omphalotaceae. The coding region runs from base 1 to 885 and encodes 294 amino acids. The record is from RefSeq and is a predicted model, not a curated record. The transcript has 4 exons.